AUGUCGUUCUCGGAUUCUGAUUCGUCAUCUUCUUACGGUGGCGACUACAAGAAUUUUAGGCAAAUCAGCCGCGAACGAAUUUUGAAGUUGAAGAUAGGAGCUGAAAUGCUUAGUGUUGGAUAUCCUUUUCUAUCUAAGAAGAAUGGCUUCUGUUUAUUGCAUGAAAUGCUUAGAUCAGCCAAAACAGGGGACUCAAAAUCAACUUGGAAGAAAGCUCAGAAGCACGACACCCUUGUUUUGAAACAAGCGGUGCUCAUCAUGGAUAAGCUUACUGUGAAGAUCAUGUCAUACUCAUGCAAGAUGGCUGAUAUCACCCAGGAAGGAGUUUCAUUGGUAGAAGACAUAUACAGACGAAGGCAGCCAUUGCCCUCCAUGGAUGCUAUAUACUUCAUCCAACCAACAAAAGAGAAUGUUAUCAUGUUCUUGUCAGACAUGUCUGGUAAAUCGCCUUUAUACAAAAAGGCAUUUGUUUUCUUCAGUUCCCCUAUUUCAAGAGAACUGGUUUCUCAUAUCAAGAAAGAUUCAACUGUAUUAACUCGCAUAGGUGCAUUGAGAGAGAUGAAUUUGGAGUAUUUUGCUAUAGAUAGCCAGGGUUUUAUUACUGAUGAAGAAAGGGCUUUAGAAGAACUUUUUGGGGAUGAGGAGGAUACUCGCAAAGGUGAUGCGUGUUUGAAUGUGAUGGCUUCUCGCAUUGCUACAGUUUUUGCUUCACUACGGGAAUUUCCUUUUGUGCGAUAUCGUGCGGCCAAGUCCCUUGAUGUGACAACAAUGACAACUUUCCGUGAUUUAAUUCCUACAAAGCUUGCUGCUAGAGUUUGGGAUCGUGUAACGCAAUAUAAGCAAAAGAUCGAACACUUCCCUCAGUCAGAAACAUGUGAACUGCUAAUCCUGGAUAGAUCUAUAGAUCAGAUUGCUCCUAUCAUACAUGAGUGGACAUAUGAUGCAAUGUGCCAUGAUCUAUUGAAUAUGGAGGGAAAUAAGUAUGUGCAUGAGGUUCCCGGCAAAGCAGGUGGUCCACCUGAAAAAAAGGAUGUUCUUUUGGAGGAACAUGAUCCUGUCUGGCUUGAGCUUCGGCAUGCACACAUAGCAGAUGCUAGCGAGCGGCUCCACGAGAAGAUGACAAACUUCAUAUCAAAAAAUAAAGCUGCCAAAAUCCAACAUGGUUCAAGAGAUGGUGGUGAACUUUCUACACGGGACUUGCAACAGAUGGUUCAAGCAUUGCCUCAAUACAGUGAACAGAUUGACAAGCUCUCCCUCCAUGUGGAGGCAUCCUACUCAUGUUCCCUCCGAGUGCAGUGUCACAUAGAUGUUGUCAAGGCUCUGCUCGAUUGGUUUGAGAUUGCCGGAAAAAUUAAUAGAAUUAUCAGGGAGUUGGGGCUUCGAGAGCUUGGGCAACUAGAGCAGGAUCUGGUUUUUGGAGAUGCAGGAAUGAAAGAUGUUAUCAAAUUUUUGACUACGAAAGAGGAUGCAACUCGUGAAAAUAAGUUGCGGUUGUUGAUGAUUCUUGCAGCCGUUUAUCCUGAAAAAAUUGAGGGUGAAAAGGGUCUUAAUAUAAUGAAGCUGGCAAGAUUACCGGAAGAUGACAUGAAUGCUGUAAAUAAUAUGAGAUUGCUUGCAGGGGCAUCAGAUACCAAAAAAAGUUCAACGGGUGCUUUCUCCCUGAAGUUUGAUAUUCAUAAGAAGAAGCGUGGUGCCAGGAAAGACCGCACUGGUGCAGAAGAAACAACGUGGCAGCUGUCUCGCUUUUACCCCAUGAUAGAGGAACUUAUUGACAAACUUAACAAAGGAGAACUUUCCAAGGAUGAAUAUCCGUGCAUGAAUGACCCAAGCGCAACUUUCCAUGGGACAUCCCAGUCUAUGCCAAUGCAUCAAGCUCCAGCUCCCCAUUCAAUGAGAUCGAGACGGACACCAACGUGGGCACGACCACGGAACUCUGAUGAUGGUUAUUCAAGUGAUUCAGUUCUAAGACACGCAUCUAGUGAUUUCAAAAAGAUGGGCCGGCGUAUUUUUGUAUUCAUUGUAGGUGGAGCUACAAGAUCCGAGCUAAGAGUUUGCCACAAGCUUACAAGCAAGUUACAGAGGGAAGUAAUUUUGGGUUCUUCGAGUCUCGAUGAUCCUCCACAAUUUAUUACGAAGCUGAAACUGCUGACAGCACAUGAACUUUCACUGGACGAUCUGCAGAUAUAG
This is a messenger RNA of Dovyalis caffra, 2187 nucleotides long. The record is from the annotation of a GenBank genome assembly. NCBI's taxonomy places the organism in Eukaryota, Viridiplantae, Streptophyta, Magnoliopsida, Malpighiales, Salicaceae.